CGUCCGAGUCGGUCACGGGGUUCACACGCGCUCUUCACGUGUCACGGAGUAGUCAGUCGGUCAGGUCGUAGUAGCGUUGUGUUCCGGCAGCCGAGAUGAACCUGGCGCAGCAGCACCACCACGGUGAUUACGACGCGUUCGCGUACGAUGACGGUUUCGCCGUGGCCCAGUGUUACGACGACGAGCACCCGUGGUACCCGUUCGUGACGGACCACAUCGACGGCGGCGCGAGCGAUUGCAGCAGCGCGUUUGGGGACGCGUUGCCGCUGGGCUCGAGCGAUUGUAGCAGUGCAUUCGGGGACGCUUUACCGCUCGGUUCGAGCAACUGCGGUUCCGCCGGGGCAACGGCGCACUCGGGCCUGGCCGAGGUCAGUGGACCGCGAGCGUAUGGCGGUCGCGUGGCCGACGCAGCGGGCAGGAAGCGUCGGAGGUUGGCGGCGAACGCUCGUGAAAGACGCCGCAUGAACAACCUGAACGAGGCGUUCGACCGGUUGCGCGGAGUGGUGCCGGCCACCGACGAUGAGCGCAAGCUGUCCAAGUUCGAGACGCUUCAGAUGGCCCAGACGUACAUCGAAGCCUUGCACGAGCUGCUCGGCCAUUCGCCGGUGGCCACCGAUGGCCGUGCGGCCCAGUGCUCCCAGCACUCCCAGCUGCUGCAGUAAGUCCCGUAUCGUUCGUAUCUCGUCUUGCGCACCAUCAUCUUGUACACGUGCACCACCGGACUGCAACGGUCGCCGGUCGGAAUCCAAACCCAACGUUCGAUUCAAACGCGAUAUCAAAGAGUAAACCCCGUCCCGUUCAAAGUCCCUGCCUCCUGUUCCUGUUCGAUUUCGUACCGAAAUACCAAAAUUAACAUUUUUAACGCGUUAUACGGCGUUAUUCGAAUUUAAAACUCUAAGUUAUCGACACUGUCCCCUACCGUCCUACCAUCCCAAUUGAAUCAAAACUCCGCGAACCGAUUGCUGUACCAUUUCGUUCGGUACCGUUAACAUAUGAUCAUUUAUUACGUUCGCGCGCGGGGAUUGUGAUUAAAACGAAAUCAUUCGAUGAUCCCGGUUUGCGCACGUUUUAAUAAUAACUCUGCUCUAAUAAUAGCUCUAAUAAUAGCUCUGCCUGUAGUGUAUUCGACUAAAAAACGAUCGAAAUCGGAAUGAUCCGCAUGCAACCGUAAUGAAUUUACAAAAGUCCGAGCCAAUGAUGUGAUGUGCAUUUCAAUUUGUGUCGAUCACAUAAAUCUGCGUAAAAAACUGAAAUUGUACAAAAUCAAAAAUUGUAUUGAAACUAAAUAUUGCGGAAUAAUAAGCAGGGGACCAAACUAU
Messenger RNA from Sipha flava (yellow sugarcane aphid), 1319 nucleotides. RefSeq names its product protein atonal homolog 7-like. The record is from RefSeq and is a predicted model, not a curated record. The transcript has a single exon. NCBI's taxonomy places the organism in Eukaryota, Metazoa, Arthropoda, Insecta, Hemiptera, Aphididae. The coding region runs from base 96 to 662 and encodes 188 amino acids. Gene Ontology annotation, molecular function: protein dimerization activity.